UUGUAAAAUGAAAAAAUUCAUUGAUUUUCGUUUUAUAUUUACAAUCAUUAUUCUUUCUAUAAUGAUAAUGAUGAUAACUGAAAUAUCAGCAACAAGAAAACGUUGUUUUGCAUGUCGUUCACGUGGUAAUCUUGGUGAUUGUAAAGAUCCAUUUGAAUAUAAUGCAACAACAUUUGAUGGUAUUUAUGGUUCGCAUCCAAUUGAAAUACAACCAUGUGCAUCUGGUUGGUGUGGAAAAUCAAUCGAAGAUGAAUCCGAAGGUACACAUAUAAUGGCAACUGAACGUAUGUGUUUAUUACGUCCACCAAGCGAUGGUAAAGAACGUUGUUCGAAAACAUUUCUAAGUAAUAGCCGUAAAACAUUUUUUAUGUGUUUUUGUAAAGGUGAUCUUUGUAAUAGUGCUGGCGCUAUUAUGUUUUUAAAUUCUAUUAAUAUUUCAACUAUAUUUUCUAUAUCUGGUUUAAUAAUUUUUCUUACUAUUUAUAUUAUAUCUGAUUAAUCGGAUUUUACAAAAAAAAAUCAACUUUUUUUCCUAUUAUCAUUCAUUCAUUUAUCAUUAAAUCUGGUCAAAUAUCAUCAAC
Molecule: messenger RNA, 581 nt
Organism: Dermatophagoides pteronyssinus (European house dust mite)
Lineage: Eukaryota; Metazoa; Arthropoda; Arachnida; Sarcoptiformes; Pyroglyphidae
Product: UPAR/Ly6 domain-containing protein rtv-like
Biological process (GO): positive regulation of voltage-gated potassium channel activity; regulation of synaptic transmission, cholinergic; sleep
Source: RefSeq, a predicted model, not a curated record